AUGGCUGGUUCUUUACCUCCAGAAAUCAGAAAAUUAAAGGCUGCAACACUUAUAGAUCUGUCGAUGAAUCAAUUCUUAAAUGGAAUUCGAAGAGAAAUUGGAGGGUUGCGAAAUCUGGUGCACCUUUCUUUGAGACACAACAAGUUGCAAGGAUCUAUACCUGACUCAGUGAGCAACAUGGUAGGAGGUCCUUUCAAGAAUCUCUCGAGUCAAUUUUUCAUCUACAAUGAAGCAUUGUGCGGUUCUUCAAGAUUUAGUGUCCCGCCAUGCCCCACUUCAUCAAAGCACAAAUCAAAGAGGAAAAAACUGCUAGUUCUAUUUCUUUUUCUAGGACUUGAAAUUUUAUUUGUUCCUAUCAUUUUUGUGUUUGUAUGGAUAUGGUAUUGGCGAGGUAAAAGAGCUCCUCAACUAGCUGAUCCAUUGUCAACAAAGAAACGGGAAACAAUUUCAUACUAUGAACUGCUCCAAGCAAUGGAUGAUCUUAGUGAGAGUAAUCUGAUAGGUUCCGGAAGUUUUGGCUCUGUUUACAAAGGCAUUCUCAAAAGUGGAACUGUCAUUGCAGUUAAAGUAUUUAAUCUGCAAGUGGACGCGGCAUUCAAGAGUUUUGAUACAGAAUGUGAAGUUUUGCGCAGCCUUCGCCAUAGGGAUCUCGUGAAAGUCAUUACUAGCUGUUCCAAUCUUGAUUUCAAGGCUUUAAUUCUUGAGUAUAUGCCUAAUGGUAGUCUUGAGAAAUAUUUGUAUUUGCACAACUACUUCCUCGAUACCAACUAG
Messenger RNA from Capsicum annuum, 771 nucleotides. Its product is annotated as probable LRR receptor-like serine/threonine-protein kinase At3g47570. Gene Ontology annotation, biological process: protein phosphorylation. Gene Ontology annotation, molecular function: protein kinase activity; ATP binding. The coding region runs from base 1 to 771 and encodes 256 amino acids. The transcript is spliced from 2 exons. NCBI's taxonomy places the organism in Eukaryota, Viridiplantae, Streptophyta, Magnoliopsida, Solanales, Solanaceae. The record is from RefSeq and is a predicted model, not a curated record.